ACAACUCAAUAAAAAAUUAUUUUAUAUUAAUUUCUUAAUUUUAGUUUUAAUUUCUCAUUGAAUUGUGGUUGUGUUUUAAUUACGUUCAACAAAUAACCAUUAUUAUAGUACACAUACAUACCUACAUAUAAAUACAUUUCUUUGUUUACGAUGAUUAUUCAAGAACCUAUCCAAGCUGCAAUUUGGCAUUGUUUAAAUCAUUAUGCUUAUUCAGAUGCAAUAUUUCUUGCAGAACGAUUAUGUGCAGAAUUUGAUUCAGACGAAAGCAUCUAUUUAUUAGCUACCUGUUAUUAUCGAUCGGGUAAACCAUCUCAAGCAUAUACAAUUCUAAGUGGAAAAAAAAUAGUGUCAGAAAAAUGCAAAUUUUUACUAGCCCGUUGCUGUGUUGAUCUUCACAAGUUGUCUGAAGCAGAAACUGUGUUAACUGGUAAUGUGGGUGAUUUAAUAUCAUCUUCAUCAUGUUCAUCAUUUAUCGAAACCAUAAUUUCUGAUUAUGGUGACAGUGCUCCAUUUGCUUUGCAACUGAUAAGUCACAUUUGGUGGCGUUCCGAGAGAUCACAUUUAGCUGCUGAGGCCUGCCGUAAGGCUCUGUAUUUAAAUCCUUUUUUGUGGCAAUCAUUCCAAGACCUAUGCGACAGAGGUGUUAAACCUGAUCCUGAACCCACUAAAAUAUUCAAGGUGGACAAUUUAGACAACUUUAAUAAAUGCCUAGGUUCGAAUUCUCAUGUCAAUUCAACACCUUUAUCAACAUAUAAUCUUUCAUAUGAAUCAAUAAAUACAUUUAAUAGUAGCACACCAGCUCAAAAAAUGGUCAACAUGUCUGUACCUAGUAGUAAUAGUUCAAUAUCCAGUGGUAUACAGCCAUUUACACCUGAUAUGAAUAAUGCCAAAGCAAUAUUUGUUCGACCAAUAGGGAGAAAAGUAAAAGUUAUUAAUGAAAAUGCUUACAGCCCACUGACACCAAGUUUUGGAGUAUUCCCCCUAGAGAAUUCAGAUAAUUUGUCUGUUUGUUCAUCCCAAUCAAUGGUUUUAGUUCCUUCAACUACAUUAAACGAAACUAAUGAUCAGAAAUUCAUAUCAAAAAGAAGUUCUAAACCAGUAUUUAGUCAGUCAGGGAAUACAAGUAAUAUUAAUAAUUUGGGCACACAACAAAUAACCAUGCCUUCAAGUCCAAUGUCACAUGUUGUAAGACGUAGUAGUCGAAUAAUCACCAACAAUUGUUCAGUAAAGGAAAAUACUAAGAGUCCAAAUAAAAAGUUUGCUAGCCCAAAAUCAGCCACACGUAAAAUUAAAAGUGGAUUGAUUCCUAAAAAGUCGGUUUUUGCUGAUAUAACUGAAAGACAUCCAAAAGAACGUGGAGUAGUUGAAGUAGAAACAUUAACACUUGCUCAACAAGCUCUCAGUUUACAAAAAAAAACUACAGAAGGACUUUUGUCAUUACUAAGAGAUAUUGGAAUAGCAUAUUUGCAACUGUCAAAAUUUAAUUGUAAAAAGGCAAUUCAAUUAUUUCAAAGUUUACCGCCACGACAAUAUAAAACUGGUUUUGUAUUAUCAAUGAUUGGCAAAGCAUAUUGUGAACAGUCUGAUUAUUUACAAUCGAUAAAAUAUUUUAGCGAAGUCAAAGAACAUGAACCAUAUAGAGAUACAUUAAUGGAACUUUAUAGUACAUCUUUAUGGCAUCAACAGAAAGAGGUUGCUUUGUCUGCUUUAGCACAAGACAUGACUGCUUUAGAUAGGAAUUCUUCAUCUACAUGGUGUGUUGUUGGUAAUUGCUUUUCCUUGCAAAAAGAACACCAAACUGCUAUAAAAUAUUUUCAAAGAGCUAUACAAGUGAAUCCAGAUUUUCCAUAUGCAUAUGCACUUUUAGGUAAUGAGUAUUUAGUCACUGAAGAACUGGAAAAAGCAAUUACUUGUUUCCAGAAAGCCGUUAAAUUAGAUCCAAGACAUUACAAAUCUUGGUAUGGAAUUGGUGCUAUUUAUCAAAAACAAGAACGGUAUGAAUUAGCUGAAAUGCAUUAUAAGCGAGCUCUUAGAAUAAAUCAUAGUAGCGCUUUAAUCAUGUGUCAUAUUGCCGUUGUACAAAAUAGUAUGGACAAACCUGACCAAGCGUUACAUACUUUACACAUAGCUUUAACAUUAGAACCUAAACAUCCAAUGUGUAAAUAUCAACGAGCACAAAUUUACUCUAAACUCGGUAAAUUACCAGAAGCACUGUAUGAGUUGGAAGAAUUGAAAGAAAUUGUGCCAAAAGAAUCUCUAGUCUAUUUUUUAACUGGAAAAGUACAUAAAAAACUAGGCAACAUACACUUGGCAUUAAUGAACUUUAAUAGAGCCACUGACUUAGAUCCAAAAGGGGCCAGUAAUCAAAUUAAAGAAGCAAUAGAUCCGACAAAUAAUCAAUCACCAUUGGAUGAUUCAGAUGACCCUUGAUGCAGUAACUUAAUUGUUUGUUUAUGUAUUUAUUUAUUU
Myzus persicae (green peach aphid) is the source of this 2469-nucleotide messenger RNA. RefSeq names its product cell division cycle protein 27 homolog (gene Cdc27). Lineage: Eukaryota; Metazoa; Arthropoda; Insecta; Hemiptera; Aphididae. The coding region runs from base 151 to 2430 and encodes 759 amino acids. The record is from RefSeq and is a predicted model, not a curated record. The transcript is spliced from 16 exons. Gene Ontology annotation, molecular function: protein binding. Gene Ontology annotation, biological process: cell division.